Messenger RNA from Glycine soja, 1071 nucleotides. Its product is annotated as 60S ribosomal protein L18a-like protein. The transcript has 4 exons. The record is from RefSeq and is a predicted model, not a curated record. Lineage: Eukaryota; Viridiplantae; Streptophyta; Magnoliopsida; Fabales; Fabaceae. Bases 237 to 722 code for a protein of 161 amino acids.
AUUGCAACCCGAUCCCCCGUUUCAAAGCUACCACUUUUCAGAGACACUUAAAAAUAUUUAACACUUUCCCCUAACCUUCACACGAUGGGUCCACACAACAAUCACUCAUAAUCAUCCCUUUCCCCAUUCACACAAACAAACACAACAACGCCACACUCACCUGAUCAAAGAAGCAUUUCUCUCGCAGCAUUUCUCACUAGUCAAAAACCCUCUGAGAGAGAGAGCUCACAACAAAGAUGACCGACGAAGACAAACCCAAAGCCUUCUCCGGCCACCACCAUCACCCUCCUCCACCGCAGCCACAACCCUUUCCCGCCGCCCAGUACGGCACCUUCCAAGGCGUCGCCAACUACCCUCCUCCGCCGCAGCCGCACCCCGCCAUCGGCUUCCCUCACCCCGUUCCGCCGCCAGGCGCCGCCGACUCCUCCGCCCCUCCUCCGCCGUACUACCCGGGGUACCAAGCCGUUCCCGGUUAUGCAGUUGCUGAAGGAAGACCUGUAAGAGAACGCCACCUUGGUUGCUGUGGCCUUGGUUGUGGCUGGUGUCUGUUUAUAUUAGGCUUCUUUCUUGCUGGUAUUCCAUGGUACGUCGGGGCAAUAAUUAUGCUUUGUUCCAGAGUAGACUAUCGAGAGAAACCUGGAUAUAUUGCUUGUGUAGUUGCUGCUGUUCUGGGUACAAUUGCGAUUAUUCUUGGUGUGACAAAGGGAGUAGAUGAUUGGUAAUCUUCAUGCCAAGAGUUGUAAAGUUUGCUAGACCAGUGCAUGUAAAGUUAAUCAGUUGCUGGAAAUUAUGUCUGAGUUCGGUUUAUGUAUUCAUUGAAAACUGCUACCAUGUCUAAUAUGUAUUGUUUGAUUUAUUACAAGGUUGUCCUGGUCCUGACUAUAUAUAUAUAUAUAUAUAUAUGAUGGGGCAAGAGUUUACAUUAAUUAUUUUUAUGGAAAAUUUUUAUAGUGAGUUAACAAUUAUAUGCUGACAUUAUUUGUAUGGAACAUUUUCAGUAUAAGGUCAUGUUUAUGGAUUGUUUUAAUAAGGAUCAUGUUUAUCUUACAUGCUCCUUCUCUCGGAUAGCAA